CCGGGCGUCCGCUCUGCCCGUGCCACGUCUCUAUGGCGACCCUAACGGCCGACUGGGUCGCCGAGCGAGAUGAGCGCGGGCGCUGACGGCGGUGGCGCUGCGGCGGCGCGGUCCCGAGAGGGUAGUUCCGCGAAGGAUGGCUUCGUCCCGUCGGCACUGGGGACCCGAGAGCAUUGGGAUGCUGUCUAUGAGAGAGAACUGCAAACUUUUCAAGAAUAUGGAGAUACAGGAGAAAUCUGGUUUGGGGAAGAGAGUAUGAAUCGACUAAUAAAGUGGAUGCAGAAACACAAGAUUCCACUGGAUGCUUCAGUGCUUGAUAUUGGAACUGGAAAUGGUGUUUUCCUGGUUGAACUUGCAAAAUUUGGUUUUUCUAAUAUUACUGGAAUUGAUUAUUCUCCUUCUGCAAUUCAGCUUUCUGGAAAUAUUAUAGAGAAAGAAGGGUUAUCUAACAUUAACUUGAAGGUAGAAGACUUUUUGAAUCUUUCCACAAAGCUGUCUGGAUUUCAUAUUUGUAUUGAUAAAGGAACUUUUGAUGCCAUCAGCCUUAAUCCUGACAAUGCAGUUGAGAAGAGGAAGCAGUAUGUGAAAUCUCUCUCCAGCGUGUUAAGAGUAAAAGGUUUUUUCCUAAUAACUUCAUGUAAUUGGACCAAGGAAGAGUUGCUAAAUGAAUUCAGUGAAGCUUACUUUACCCAGAGCUCUUCUAUCCAGUGAGUUGCAAGCGUGACAUUUGCUGUGUUUUCAGCACCUGCCAACUUGGAAACCAGGGUUUGUGCUCAGGACGUAGGCUUACAACCCAUACUUUGUGGUACACAAUGCUGUCCCAGCUGGCAUGCUUUGGUACCUCAAUGGUGCUAGACAUUCAGUUACAAAGCUUUGCGGCUUCACAUGCUCUGCUUUCAACUCUUAUUUUGUAUCAAAGGAGUGAGAUUGGUAUCAUUAAAUUCACCGUGGUGGUGAUUUUUCAAUGAAAAUAAAUUUGCUUUUUUAGUUCUUGGAUCAAAAUGUGAUUUUGUCUUCAAGAAUCAAAGUGCCUCUUUAAAAAGUUUAAAAUUGUACACGCAAAUGCACAAGUGUGCAUGUGUGUAUAAGCUGGAUAAUAUGUAUUUAUAUAUGACACAUAUAUAUCUAUGGAGAUCUAUAUCUAUACAUGAAUGAUUCAAGCCAGAGAUAAAAUUUUCAUCGAUAUAAAGAACAACAGGAAAGAACAGAAAGAUUAGUAUGUCAUAGUAGAUAGGGCUAUUAGUUAUAGCUGGACAGAGAUGAGGAAAUACAGGCCUUGUUUUUAUGAAUAAGAUCUGUAUAAAAUUGCCCCCAUGAUUGGUUCAUUUUUGGUUUCUAGCUAUAAACAGAAACAUUUCAUAUUUUCCAAAAAUAGUAUAUUCUACUAACUUAUUUUCAGUAGCCGGACUCUUUGAAAGCAUUUCAGGUGGAUUUGGUGAUGUGUGUCUUUCCAUGAUGCAUUAUAAGCAAUUUUAAAAGGUUUUGCUUGAAAAAAGAUCUUUUCAGAUGUAGAAAGAACACUGUGAAAUGUGAAUGACUGGCUUUUAAUACAACAGUUGUGACAAAGAGGCAGUGGCUUUUAGAAGCUGAAUAAAGGGGUUAAUACACAUGCGUCUGCAUACUGCUGUUAGGCCCAGUGUAUAACGUGUUUGACAUUUGUUUAGUUCACUUUGUUAGUGUACAAAGAAUAGUAUGUUAUUCUCUCAAACCAGUUUCUAAUUUUUUUAGUGGUGAGCUCUUAAAAACCAUAGGUACAGGGAGAUUUUGAUGGGGGCAUCUGAACAUUCACUGGCACUAGCUCUGACUUCAAAGCCUAGCUCUUUGUCAUUUGAACAUCACAUUUAUCCUGGUUCUAAAGGCAUAAAAUUAAACACAACUAACUGCCUCAGACACUCCUUAGUGCGUAUCAGAACCCAACCUUUACCCUCCUUUGUACAAAUGUGCUUAGGUGAAUACUUUUAUUAGCUUGUUGAUACAUGUUAUAGUUGGUUACACCCUAUCUUAAUAAAAUACACCCUUAUUGUCUCCUGUUGCUUAAGAGCUUUAAACUUGGAAUGAGGGAGCUCUCUAAUAUAGAGUGAUGCUCAAUUUCAGUCGUCCAGGCAGUUUUGAGUGGAUGCAUACUAUGCACACAAGCACUCUUCUAUUUGGUAGUCCUCUCAUGGUGGGAGCAAGAGAGCCAGUGUUUCUGUGCUUUUUCCCUGGGCCUCAUAUAUUGGUCUUGGAGACUGUAAGUAUAAUUUUAUGUUUUCACAGGGUGUUCCAUGUUCUAAUUAGGCUAGUGUUUGUCAAAGAUAAUGGAAAAGAUAUAAGUGAUAGCUUUCAGAUUAUUUAUGGAUUUAUUCUUAAAUUGGGGUGUGGAUUUGUGUUUAGGUGCUUGGUUGUGCUCUAAAUCUGGUUCUGAUUUGGUUGACUGGUAAGUACUGAACAAAGGUAGACAGUUUAGAUUCCCCCACCCGCAGAUUGCAGUUUACAUAGUUUAAAAUUCAGAGUUUGGAUAACAACCUUUUAGGUAGGAUUUUUUUAAAUGAAGAACUAUGAAGAUUUAGUACUAAGAAGUGUGGGUAUUUUAUGACUUAUCACAACAUGUGGGGAGAGCCUAUGGUAUGGAAGACUAAGUGACACAGACCUUGAUGUAUAUAUUUUUAGCCUUUGAGGAUGUGAAAUAGCUAUUCAUUGAAGUUAACUUGGCUUCUUGAGCAGGAAUUUUAGUUCUAAACAUCAAGAAAGCCUCAGAACCAGAAAAACAGGCUGCUUUGGGUUGGAAAGAAGGAGUUACAGCAAAGGAGGUGCCCAUAACCACCGUCCUUGGAAUUUUGUGAGAUUAACAUCAUCCUGAAAGCAAAAAGAAUAAUGGUUGCAAUAAUUGUUUCCAGGCUUAGGACCCCUGCAUCUUGUUUUUUAAGUUGAACCGAUGAACUAGUAAUUGUAGGAAUAAACUGAAUGUUUGCCAGCAGGAGUCACUCUAGUACUUCUAAUAAAAAGUUAGCAAAUUAAACUAUAUCCUUAAAGCUCUGAAAGGCUGAGGUGGUAGAGACUGUGAUGAGAUAGCUUUAGGGAAAUACUGUUAUUUUUCCUUAAGUGUAGAAGCCCUCUCGCUUUAACCUUGUGCCUUCCUUUGUUCAUUCUCGGUACUUGUUUCUUUUAAAAUUGUCCUUAGUACAUUUUUAAAUAAAAAGUAAUAUUUAUGGGUAAAGAUAUCAGUAUUUUGGUAUUCUGCAUAUUUGCGUAUUUCAGUUCUCUGGAUGAACUGAUUAUGUCCUACAUCGUGUACUUGAAAUGAAUGGACUCAUCCUUUCUACUGAUUGUUGUUUAUCCUAAUCUUGUACCAGAAUCACUGGAGUGAGCUGUAGUGAGUGUGAAAUGAGAUGUUAGCUCAUGCUUUUCUGAAAAGAAUGGGUCCACUGUGAUGACAAGCUGAAAUAUUUCAGCAAUAGUCAUGAAAUAUAAUCGUUUCCCAAGUGCACACAAGCUCAAGAAGUUAAUUGUUCAUUUAUGUUUGAUACUGGGAUUGAAACAUUGGAUUAAAACCAAUUAAAUGUUCCUAGAAGCAACAGAAAAAGUUUCCUGAUUUAUGAAUAGAACCAUUCAAAUGGUGCAGACACAAUCCAUGUAAAGUAAUGAGGUGUUUUGUUUUUUUGGCAAAGCAGAACACAAAACAGGCAUAGGGAGUUCUUUUUUAAAAACGUCUUUAAAAAUCUUUUUGGAUACAAGGUCAAUAAAAUAACAUCCAUCAGUAGGAAGGAGUAAUGGGAAAUCUAGGGCUUCACUCACAAGGAAAACAAUCCCCCUCCCCCAGGUGAGCUGCACAAUGAAAAUACUCUGCUUAUUCUAUCAGGGUUACAUUCCUGAACUUAAGUCAACAUCCUAAGUUACAGAGCUAAACAUGCUCUGCCUCUGCUUAGCAACCACAAAUCCUUCCUUCGCCAGUUGCCUGUAUUUUGGAUGAGGCUUCUGAAGUACACAUUCCUUUAUUUCGGUCGCGCUCCGAAUUAGGAAACUAGCGCUUUAUGUUAGUUCUAAGUGUGACAACACUAAGAGGUCCCCCUCCCCUGCCUCCUGCACACCACAGAAACGAUGAUUUCUUUUCAACCUCAACACCUAACAACCCGGAAGCUGGAUGUCCGAAGCCCACGCGGCCCAGGAUUUUCGUUCUGGAUUGUGCGUGGAAGACGGGGAGAGAGGCCCCUGGAGAUCUUGACCAGGCAGCUACGGUGGUGACGCGGCCCGGGCCUGGGGCCACUUCCCGCGUCCCGGGGCCUCGUAGGCGCGAGCUCGGCAAGCAGCGCGCGGUUCAGCUCGUAGGACGCCCUCUAGCCCCCGCCGGCGGC
Molecule: messenger RNA, 4331 nt
Organism: Marmota monax (woodchuck)
Lineage: Eukaryota; Metazoa; Chordata; Mammalia; Rodentia; Sciuridae
Gene: Eef1akmt2
Product: EEF1A lysine methyltransferase 2
Exons: 6
Coding region: 70-711 (213 amino acids)
Biological process (GO): peptidyl-lysine monomethylation; peptidyl-lysine dimethylation
Cellular component (GO): cytoplasm
Molecular function (GO): protein-lysine N-methyltransferase activity
Source: RefSeq, a predicted model, not a curated record